Tachysurus vachellii is the source of this 3138-nucleotide messenger RNA. It is a transcript of the gene anpepb.1, whose product is annotated as alanyl (membrane) aminopeptidase b, tandem duplicate 1. NCBI's taxonomy places the organism in Eukaryota, Metazoa, Chordata, Actinopteri, Siluriformes, Bagridae. Gene Ontology annotation, cellular component: cytoplasm. The record is from RefSeq and is a predicted model, not a curated record. Bases 51 to 2975 code for a protein of 974 amino acids. The transcript is spliced from 20 exons. Gene Ontology annotation, biological process: peptide catabolic process; proteolysis. Gene Ontology annotation, molecular function: peptide binding; metalloaminopeptidase activity; zinc ion binding.
GACAUUCGCCCCACUUGCUCCACUGUCAGUUUGCAGCACGUCUGUUCAUCAUGGGGAAAGGGUUCUAUAUUAGCAAAACAGUUGGGAUCUUCGGGAUCGUGCUGGCCGUUGGAGCCGUGGCCACCAUCAUUGCUCUCUCUGUGGUUUACUCUCAAGAAAAAUCCAGAAACAAAGAAAUCGAGGUGAAACCAACAGAAGGAACAACAACAACCACAAGCCAGCCAACCACAAACCAGCCAACCACAAACCAGACAACCACAAACCAACCAACCACAUCAGUAUCCAAUGAACCAUGGGACAGUUUUCGUCUCCCUGAUACACUUAUCCCAGAUUCUUACGAUAUCACGCUAUGGCCGCGUCUCAGACCGAACGAUCAAGGUCUCUACAUCUUUACGGGAAACUCUAGCGUGGUGUUCAAGUGUGUGAAGGAGACGGAUCUCAUCCUGAUUCACGCCAACAAGCUGAACCUGACCUCUAAGGCCAUACUGAGCACGCUCAAUGGCUCUCCUGCACCGUCCAUCACAUCUGAAAGCACCGUCAGCAAAACCCAGUAUUUCGUUUUCCAUUUGAGUGAGAAAUUAAAAGCAGGAGAGUGGUACAAACUCCACACCGAGUUCAUAGGGGAACUUGCAGAUGACCUGGGAGGAUUUUACAGGAGCGAGUAUGAAGUAAAUAAUGUCAAGAAGGUUGUGGCCACGACGCAGAUGCAGGCCACAGACGCCCGGAAAGCUUUCCCUUGUUUUGAUGAACCUGCAAUGAAAGCUUACUUUAAUAUCACUCUGCUCCAUGAACCAGGAACUAUCGCACUUUCUAACAGCAUGGAAAUUGAUUCAGUUGAAGUGAUGGAAGGCGGUCAGAAGCUCAAUAAAACACGAUACGAAACCACCAGGAGAAUGUCAACAUACUUGCUGGCAUUUAUUGUCAGUGAUUUUAAAGCAAUUGAGGACUUGGCAGGCAAAGUUUUGAUUCGUAUUUUUGCACGUGAGGAGGCCAUCGACGCAGGUCACGGAGAGUACGCCCUGAGCAUCACGGGCAAGAUCCUGGAAUUCUUUGAAGUCUAUUAUAAUGUCAGUUACCCGCUCUCCAAAUCAGAUCAGGUGGCUCUGCCAGACUUUAAUGCAGGUGCGAUGGAGAACUGGGGUUUGAUCACGUACAGAGAAACAGCUCUGCUCUACGACAGUGCCGUGUCCUCUAACGGGAAUAAAGAGCGAGUUGCCACCAUCAUCGCUCAUGAACUCGCGCACAUGUGGUUUGGGAACCUCGUUACUAUGAAAUGGUGGAACGAUCUCUGGCUGAACGAAGGUUUCGCCUCCUACGUUGAAUAUCUCGGAGCUGACAGUGCAGAGCCUGGCUGGAAUAUUACAGAUCUGAUAGUGCUGAAUGAUGUGCACAGAGUUUUCUCUGUGGAUGCUCUGGCCUCCUCCCACCCGCUGUCCUCUAAAGAAGAAGAAGUCCUGAGACCAGAGCAGAUCAGUGAGGUGUUUGACACUAUCUCCUACAGCAAGGGGGCGUCGGUGUUAAGGAUGCUCUCAGAUUUCCUGACUAAAGAUGUUUUUGUUCAGGGCCUCACUAGCUACCUCAAACACUUCCAGUUCCAGAACACAGUGUACACAGACCUUUGGGAUCAUCUCCAACAGGCUGUAGAUGCUACUGGAACACGGCUUCCAAUGAAAGUUAGUGAAAUCAUGGACCGCUGGGUUCUUCAGAUGGGUUUCCCAGUGGUGAAAAUUAACACAGCGACAGGAGACAUCACUCAAACUCACUUCCUCCUCGAUCCUGAGUCUGUUGUGGAGCGACCUUCUCCUUUCAACUAUGAGUGGAUUGUUCCGAUACAAUGGAUGAAAAAUGGAGAUAAGCAGGACAUCUACUGGCUGAAGACCAAAAACGAACAAAACACCAUGAUGAAAAUGGUGGACUCUGAUUGGCUGGUGGCCAACCUCGAUGUGUUGGGAUACUACAGAGUGAACUAUGACAUGGAGAACUGGAGGAAGCUGCUGCACCAGCUCCAGACAUCUCAUAAGAACAUUCGUGUGAUUAACCGAGCUCAGAUUAUAGAUGAUGCUUUUAAUCUUGCAAGGGCGAGAAUUAUUCCGACUUCGUUGGCUCUGAAUACUACACUGUAUUUAUCAGAGGAGAGAGACUACAUGCCCUGGGAGUCAGCACUGGACAAUUUGGAUUAUUUCUACCUCAUGUUUGAUCGCACAGAGAUUUAUGGAUUAUUGCAGUCUUACACAAAGAAGCAAGUGGAGCCACUUUUCGAGUACUUUAAAACCCUCACUAAGAACUUUACCGACAUCCCCGAGAGUCACAUGGACCAGUAUAAUGAGGUGAACGCUCUGCGUAUGGCCUGCAGCUCCGGAGUGGACGAGUGCAAAACUCUUGUAAAGAAUUGGUUUGAGGAGUGGAGAUCAAACUCAAGUUACAACCCGAUCCACCCUAACCUUCGGUCCACGGUGUACUGCCAGGCCAUCGCUGCAGGGGGCGCCACAGAGUGGGACUUUGCUUGGUCCAUGUUUAAGAACGCAUCCAUCGCCACUGAGGCCGACAAACUGAGAGCCGCCAUGGCAUGUAGCUCCACACCCUGGAUCCUCAACCGGUAUCUGACUUACACACUGGAUACAUCAAAGAUCCGUAAACAGGAUGCGACGUCUACAAUCAUAUACGUGGCGAAUAACGUGGUGGGUCAGCCGCUGGCCUGGGACUUCAUCAGAGCGAACUGGGAGUACAUCUACAGAGAGUACGGCGGGGGAUCUUUCUCCUUCGCUAACUUAAUCAAUGGUGUCACCAAACGCUUCUCUACUGAGUUCGAACUCAAACAGUUGGAGCAGUUUAGAAAAGAUAAUGAACACAUAGGAUUCGGUUCUGGUUCCAUGGCCAUCGAGCAGUCCAUCGAGAGGACGAAGGCCAACAUCAAGUGGCUUAGUCUGAACCAGGACGAGGUGAAAACAUGGCUGGAGGCAGCAACUAAAUUAUAAACACACACACACACACACACACACACACUCACACAAGUAUUUUUUAUCCUGCUUAUCAUUUUUAUAACUAAUCUCUAUUAAAUAUUUUAAAUAAAUUUCUGAUGUUAAAUGACUAAUGCGUUAAACUUUUCUGAUGUGGAAUAAAAUAAAACAAUUCUUAAUA